Bipolaris sorokiniana ND90Pr is the source of this 1450-nucleotide messenger RNA. RefSeq lists its product as uncharacterized. Lineage: Eukaryota; Fungi; Ascomycota; Dothideomycetes; Pleosporales; Pleosporaceae. Gene Ontology annotation, molecular function: actin filament binding. Gene Ontology annotation, cellular component: cytoskeleton. The transcript has 3 exons. The coding region runs from base 158 to 1039 and encodes 293 amino acids. The record is from RefSeq and is a predicted model, not a curated record.
UGGCUCACCAUCCUACGAUUGCCUUGUUUCUACUUUCUACUAUCUGCCACUCCAUUGUGCCUUGCCGCUAUCUUUGCAUAUUCACUCUCCUCCACGGCCGUCUAUCCUUCUCUUUCGUCCGAGUCUCACUACAUAGUUUUCUGCGUCCACACUCAUCAUGUCUCCACCGUCCGCGACUGAACCCCAGGCGCCCGAACAAAAACCCAGCACGGCUGUGCCCCUGGAGCCUGGCCUGAGCGAAAAACAGGCCAAGGGAAUGCAGCUCAAUUUCCCAGGACCACCCAAGUUCGAUGACCCACUCAAGGAGCGCGCAUACCUAAAGGGCCGCCUCGCUGCUGCAUUCCGCAUCUUUGGCAAAUAUGGCUUUGACGAGGGUGUGGCUGGCCACAUCACUUUGAGAGAUCCCGUAGACCCCACAACCUUCUGGGUCAAUCCAUUCGGAGUGGCUUUCAGUUUAAUGAAAGCGUCAGACCUGAUUCUUGUCGAUGCAAACGGCAAAGUCAUUGACGGAGGAGAGUGCCGUCUCCUGAAUACGGCGGCAUACAUGAUCCACCAUGCUGUCCACACGGCCCGCCCAGACGUCGUGGCCGCAGCACAUUCUCAUUCCAUCUACGGCCGUGCCUUUUGCGCACUUGGUCGCAAGCUCGAUACCAUAACACAGGAUUCUUGCGCCUUUCACGACGACCACGUGCUCUACGAGUCUUUCAACGGAGUCGUGCUUGCUGCCGAGGAGGGCAAAAACAUUGCCAAGUGCCUCGGCGACAAAAAGGCUGCCUUAUUGCAGAACCAUGGUUUGUUGACGGUUGGCCAGACUAUCGAGGAGGCCGUCUUCUGGUUCGUGAGCAUGGAAAAGUGCUGCCAGGCGCAGCUGAUGGCGGAUGCGGCGGCAGCGGGCCGAGGAAGCCAGACGGUCAAGAUCAACGACGAAGACGCUGUUUACACACACAAGACGGUCGGAACUCCACGGGCCGGUUGGUUUAGUGCAAAGCCAUUGUUUGAUGUCAUUCACAAAGAGACGAACGGAGAGUACUUGGAGUAAAGAAUACUUUGAUACAUACUGUAAGAUCCUCCCGGGUUGUAUUGCAUAGCAUUGACUUGAUUAAUUUGUCGAACUGCUCGUUGGAGAAGUUGUGCUACAAGAAGUAAUGUACCUGGAAGCUCUGUUUGUCUUCCCAUAUCUUCUCGCUUGCCUUGGUACCAGUACACCAUAUCUCUCUACGCUACAUAUCGAUAUAUCAGCCGCUACCACAGUCACUACCCAAAUCGCUACCCUCGCCGUCAGUCUUGUCCUCGUCCUCGAUGCCAGAAAUUCCGUUUUUCUACGUGUAUUCCUUCAACGGGUAGUUUUUUUCGUUUAUGAUUGGCGCACCAUCACCCUCACAAUCAGUGUCCUCGAUGACUUCGUCAAACUCGGGUGCCUCACCACCACAUUGUUUAAGACUAUCGUGCU